Messenger RNA from Lolium rigidum, 447 nucleotides. RefSeq names its product auxin-responsive protein SAUR36-like. Gene Ontology annotation, biological process: response to auxin. The record is from RefSeq and is a predicted model, not a curated record. Lineage: Eukaryota; Viridiplantae; Streptophyta; Magnoliopsida; Poales; Poaceae. The transcript has a single exon. Bases 1 to 447 code for a protein of 148 amino acids.
AUGGUGAGUUCAAAGAGACUUGCUCAGAUGGCCGAGAAGUGGCAGAGCGUGGCGGGCAUGGGGAGGAAGAGGCUCACCCGGACAACGACAGCGAGAGCCGCUAACGAGUGCUGCGCAACGUCGCCAUCGUCUUCGGUGGCAGUGAAGGGCCACUGCGUGGUGUACACUGCCGACGGAGCGCGCUUCGAGGUGCCGCUGGCAUACCUUGGCACAGCGAUCAUCGGCGAGCUCCUGAGUAUGUCCCACGAUGAGUUCGGCUUCGCGAGCGACGGAAGGAUCACCCUGCCGUGCGAUGCGGCGGUGAUGAAGUACGUCCUGUGCCUGCUUAGAAGGAACGCAUCGGAAGAGGUUGAGAGGGCUCUCCUGAGCUCUGUGGUCAGGACUUGCCACCAGGAUAGGAGCACGGAGGUAUCCAUGGGAGUUAGAUCAGCUGUUUCUAGUUUCUGA